AUGACUCGUUGGUUUGGUGACUCAUCAUGCUACGCAAGCACGGUGCCCCCAGGCUACCGUAGAUUGCGGAGAUUCACGAAGACGCAGCUCAAAAACAAGGUUCGAGGAGGCGGGGCAAACCCAGUCACAUCGUCGUCGACUACAGACUGGAGAGACUUGACCAAGGAGGAGGAGACGGCGCUGUGCGAGCUGAUAAUCGAAAACAGACGAAUCCAGGACCUCCAGGUCGAGCUGGAACGGAAGGAAUCGAGACCGGUUACCGUACAGGAGUGGGCGGUCGCUGCGGGGCACCCGAGCGCUCAUCAGCUCAUGGCCGCGUUGCAGGAGGGCAGGAAGGCCCAGCGGACCCUGGCGCUCUGCCACCAGGGCCUCGUGCGGAGCGUCGCCUACAGAUAUAAGCAGGUGUCCCGGAACCUGUCCCUGGACGACCUCACCCAGGAGGGCAACGUGGGCCUCCUCGAGGCCGUCGAGAAGUUCGACUCGACCAAGGGCACCCGCUUCAGCUCGUACGCGGUGUUCCGCAUCAAGGCCUCCGUCCUUCGCGCCAUCGCCGACAAGGACCGCCUCGUCCGCGUCCCCGUGCACGCCCAGGACGCCGCCAUGCGCAUCCUGGCGGCCUCGCACGCCCUCCAGCUCGAGUCCGGCGGGGACGUGCCCACCGACGCCCAGCUGGCCGUCGCCCUGGGCAUGCCCGAGGCCAGCGUCGCCCUCUACCGGAAGUCUCUACUACCCCAGAACAUCGCGGACUUGGAUAACCCCGCGCUGCCCAGUUCCCCGCAGGGGAGAGGUGGCAGCGGCGCCGCCGGAGGCGGUAGCCUGGGAGGGAGGGUGGGCGGGGAGCAGUGGCCGUGGGAAGCGUCUCAGCUCGCCCAGGCGCACGUGGUCCGACGGGACAUGAUGAGGGCCAUGCAGGCCUGCCUGUCUCCGACGGAGGAGAGGGCGCUGCGGCUGAGGUUUGGGCUGGGAGGGGCGGAGAAAGAGGGGGCGGUGGCGGACGGCGGUGGCGCGCUGACCUUCAAGGAGAUCGGGAGGACGAUGGAGCUGAGCGCCGAGGGCAUCCGGAAGAUGGUGUUCCGGUCGAUCGCGAAGCUGCAGGCCUCGGACGAGGCCAACGGCCUGCUGCUUUCCUACGCCGACCUGAUUUGA
Ectocarpus siliculosus is the source of this 1146-nucleotide messenger RNA. Lineage: Eukaryota; Phaeophyceae; Ectocarpales; Ectocarpaceae. The record is from the annotation of a GenBank genome assembly.